Thamnophis sirtalis is the source of this 409-nucleotide messenger RNA. Lineage: Eukaryota; Metazoa; Chordata; Lepidosauria; Squamata; Natricidae. The record is from RefSeq and is a predicted model, not a curated record.
AACAGCAACUCACAUGGUUUGGAUCUUUUCAAUAGCCAAAGAUAGCGAGUCGGAAGAGGAAGAGGAGAGCGGUGGAGAGGAUGAAGGUGCAACUGAAGGCUCGGAGGAGGAGGAGGAGGAUUCUGACAAGGAAGACGAAGGGAGACUACGCAAGAUGGAAGCACAGCGAUCUCAGAACAAGAAUCUCCCUGUGAAGGUGACGCCUGGCCAGGUUGUGAAGGAGGAUAAGCAGCGGCUGAUGCAAGAACAGCAGAGCGAGGAAAAGCGUUUGGCCAUCAUGAUGAUGAAGAAACGGGAAAAAUACCUCUACCAAAAAAUAAUGUUUGGGAAGAAGCGCAAAAUUAGAGAGGUAUCUUCUUCUUCUCUUUUUUGCUCUGCUCAAUUUCCCUCCUGAAGUUCUUGGAGAACU